Molecule: messenger RNA, 585 nt
Organism: Pleuronectes platessa (European plaice)
Lineage: Eukaryota; Metazoa; Chordata; Actinopteri; Pleuronectiformes; Pleuronectidae
Product: interferon-inducible GTPase 1-like
Cellular component (GO): membrane
Molecular function (GO): GTP binding
Source: RefSeq, a predicted model, not a curated record
AUGGCUGUUGUUUUCAAAGGCCUGAGUUUCCUUGAGACCCUGAAAGAAUCCAUAGACAACAUUAAGUUAUCAGAUGUCAGGGACGCGGUGGAAGAUCUCUUGAUCAGUAGGAUCAACUUGGCUGUGGUGGGAAACCGCGGUGAUAGAAAAGACUCCUUCAUCAACUCCCUCCGUGGCCUCGGACCUGGGGAUGAGGGGGCAGCUCCUGUCAACCCCGUGGCCUCAGAGGACGUGGCAGGCUACCCUGACCCUAAACACCCUGACUUCCACCUGUGGGACCUGCUGCCUGUGCCCGACACCUCCACAUUCGAACCUGAGGGAUACAUGGAUAGAGUUAAAUUCGUCCGCUACAACGCUGUCUUCAUGGCAUUCACACACGCCCAUCCCAACAGUGUGCAGGUGUUCUUGGAAGCCCACUCACUGCAGAGACAAACGGUGUACUGGGUUCUCUUAGCUUCUGUAGGAGAUCCAGAGAAGAGCCUCGAAGAGAAGAGGAAAGCCUGUCUGGAAACACUGAGGUCACAGGGUGAUCAGACUAAAGUCUACGUGGUCAGACCCUCCACCCUGGAGAAAAUCAGGAAGUGA